Messenger RNA from Capsicum annuum, 423 nucleotides. RefSeq names its product probable ADP-ribosylation factor GTPase-activating protein AGD9. Lineage: Eukaryota; Viridiplantae; Streptophyta; Magnoliopsida; Solanales; Solanaceae. Gene Ontology annotation, biological process: COPI coating of Golgi vesicle. The annotation marks the transcript as partial. The record is from RefSeq and is a predicted model, not a curated record. The transcript is spliced from 3 exons.
AUUGAGGAAACUGAUGAAGCAAGGAACAAGUUUUCUAAUGCAAAAGCCAUUUCAUCUGCCCAAUUCUUUGGUGAUCAGAGAAAAGCUGAAAUGGAAGCAUCAGUUUCUUUGCAAAAAUUCUCGGGUUCAAGUGUCAUUUCAAGUGCAGACCUUUUCGGCAACGAUAACAGAUCAGAUCUGCAUCUCUCUGCUAGUGAUCUCAUUAACCGGAUCUCAUUCCAGGCACAGCAGGACAUGUCCUCUCGGAAAAACAUUGCUGGAGAAACUGGAAAGAGACUUGGCUCAUUUGCGUCAACCUUAAUCGCCGAUUUUCAAGACCGAAUUCUGUGAGCUUACAAGACCUAAUAAACUCAGGCAGAUGUGAACAUUUUGUAUGAAAAAUUAGAUUAAAAGUCUUUAUGUAUGUUGCUUUCUUUAUCUUCG